Molecule: messenger RNA, 1487 nt
Organism: Rattus rattus (black rat)
Lineage: Eukaryota; Metazoa; Chordata; Mammalia; Rodentia; Muridae
Product: nuclear pore complex protein Nup50-like
Exons: 1
Coding region: 177-1487 (436 amino acids)
Biological process (GO): protein import into nucleus
Cellular component (GO): nuclear pore
Source: RefSeq, a predicted model, not a curated record
CGCCAAGUGCUAUCAGGCCCAGACGUCCCUUCGCUCAGUGUGGGACACAGAGGAGGACCAUGGACAUUUUUUGGAGACGCCAGACUUACUGACCACCAAAUCCCUCCAGGCUCCCAAUAGAGACAGCUCCCAGGAUCCAAGGAGAGCUGCGGGACUGAGAGAGAGAGUCAAAAUACAUGGCCAAGAAAAAUGCCAAGAAGGAAGUGACAGGCAGGAACUGGCAACGAGAUCCUGAGGAGGAGGGAACAUUCUCCCUGGCCAGUGAAGACGUCCUGAAGAAUAGAACCAUCAAGAGAGCCAAGCGGAGACAUGCCCGACCCCAGUCCGAGGGUAAAGGGACUUCCAAAGGGAUUAAAAGUUUGGCUGUGCCUUCCGGAAAUGGAGAAUUUGGCGGUGGCCCUGAAGAGAAGCCUCUGGAAGUAUUGACAACCAGAAGGAACCCAGCCAGGGCUGCUGCAGAGCCGAAGGCCGCCUUGGGUUCUGUUAGUGUAAACGAACCCCCCUCUAUGGACCACGAGCAGGGCUCAGAUGCCCAGACUAAUGUCCACAGUCAGCAUCCUAUCUCCCCAGGCCUUGUUUUCAGUCAAGCUUGCGCUGGGAGUGUCUACCACAGGCAGUUGACUGGCCUGAACUGUUCUGUCCGGGACUGGAUAGUGAAGCACGUGAACGCGAAUCCGUUCUGUGAUCUGACGCCCGUGUUUAAGCAGUACGAGAAAUACUUGGCUGCCAUCGAGAAACAGCUCCACAGCAGCUGCGGCUGUCUUUCUGAAAGUGAACCCAACAGGGACUUGAUUGGGACGCAACCUCCUUCACUAGUUGUUGACAAGGAACUACAGCCCCAGUUGGUCUCAUCUGAAAAGACGGAGUCUAUGUGUGAGAAGAAAGCCGACACAGCACAAGGAGCAACAAGUAUCUCAGGUCAUUUUGGCAAAAACAUUGAAACCCCAGUUUGGGGUUCCUUAAACUCUGGUCCCACCAAUGGAGUUUCAUCGUCUACCAAAAGCUCCAGCUUAGGUGGGAAAGGCACCAGUCCGAGGAAGCCAGCGUCUGCAAAAUCCCUGGAGAGUCCAACACAAGGCAGCAGCGAGGAAGGUAAAGGCAAAAGGGAUGAACCACCCAAAGUGCUCCUUGUCGAAGAGAAGGAGGAGAGCGCUUUCUACUGCAAGAAGUGUAAACUAUUUUACAAGAAGGACAACGAAUUUAAAGAAAAAGGUGUUGGCACGCUAUAUUUAAAGUCCACAGCCAAUCAGAAGACACGGCUCUUAGUACAGGACACUAAGUUAGACAACAUACUCCUGAAUAUUCUGAUCCCACCCGACAUGCCAUGUACCCGAAUGGGGAAAAAUAAUGUUCUUAUCGUCUGUGUACCCAAUCCACCGCUUGAUAAGAAGAACGCCGCCAUCAAGGUCACCAUGCUGAUUCGGGUCAAAACAAGUAAGGAUGCUGAUGAACUGCACAAAAUUUUACAGCAGAAAACGGAUGUCUGA